Molecule: messenger RNA, 2403 nt
Organism: Filobasidium floriforme
Lineage: Eukaryota; Fungi; Basidiomycota; Tremellomycetes; Filobasidiales; Filobasidiaceae
Product: GTPase-activating protein gyp7
Exons: 12
Biological process (GO): activation of GTPase activity
Molecular function (GO): GTPase activator activity
Source: RefSeq, a predicted model, not a curated record
CUCGUCUUCUGCAAGAGCCAAGUCUUUGUACAUCCCAGCAAGAAGCGUGAUGACAAUAUCCCCGGGUACUUGGGUCUGGCUUCGAGCGCAAAAACGGGACCGACGACGAUGGUCUUGUUCUGGGUCCCGGCUAGUGUGGUAGAAGGACUCGAUGAGGAGGAUGGGUACCUCAAGGUCUCUGAGCGGGCGGACAAGAUCUUGCAACAACGGGCUGGGGUCGCGGAUUCGAACUCGGAAAAAGCGCAUUCCGAGAAGACUAGGAGGCGGAAAGAGAUGGAAUACGCUUGGAGCGUGCCUAUGGAGGAGAUUUACAGUAUCUUGGUCUACGCGCCGAGUUUGGGUCAGUGGUAUGGGAGUAUCACCGUCAACCUACUCGAAGGUCUUUCCAUGCCCAGCCUGUAUUUCCACGACGAAGAGUCCCCGACGACGCUGGAGAUCCUCAAGACCUCGCGAUCGAGCACGAGUUUGGCGACUACCGGAUCCGGUCCCGAGACUCCCGAAGCCUCUCAAAGAUCAAAGGUGCCCUGGGGUGCCACGCCGUUGUUCUCCGCUCUGCGAUCUCACGCGGAGAUCCUUCGAUCCAGGUUGGAGCCUAGGUUGUUCCUCGUGAAUCCUUCGAAAUCAGAUAGAGAAGUUCACGAGAUCGAUCUAGGGGAUUCGGCGGAGAACGAUCGGGUCUUGCCCAAGGUCGGGACAUCCAGCGAUAGCAACAAUGCCGAGCGCAAGGCUUAUCCUCCCAAGGCUAUCUUCCCCGAGCCUACUAGCAGCAAUCCUACAGGCGAUUUCCCUGCGGCGACGUUCCUGCAUCCGACCAGAACACAGCUGUUGUCGGGCUUUUCCCAGUUGACGCAGAGAGCCAAGAGCCUGACUCGGGACAUCUUGAGCCAGCCGUUCGCCGAACCGAUCGUCACGCAUCUGCCGGCUCCGGUGCGUGAUUUAGUGAAUCCGUCGUCCGAAUGGGAAGCCAGAAAGACCGGGGACAAGAAGAGCAAUGUCGCUGGCGAAUUCGAGUCGGCGCGUGUAUAUCUUGCUCGCUGGGCACGGGUUGUCGCCGAAGAAGGCGAGCGUUCUCGCAAAGCUGAAUUGGCAGCCAAAGCGCGUCGUGGUCUGUCGCAGACGGACAGUGGCACGGAAGCACGCAGCGACCUGGGCGUGUUCGAAUUGAUUCGGAGCGUAAAGGCAGGUGGAGAACCGCCCGUCACUACGAGGGUAACGGGGAACCCUGUCAAGAUGGACGAGAUCUGGGAGUGGCAUUCAAAAGGAUUCGAGGAGACGCUCUUCCGCAAAGAGAUCUUCCGGAGAGGGGCCGCUGCGGGCGAAGCAAGACGUUGGGCAUGGGAAGUGAUGCUCGGCGUCAUAGGCUGGGAUAUCGGUCUCGGAAUUGAGAGCUCACGAGCUGCCGAGCUGCGUCAAGCCGUUCGUGAUCAGAAAAAGUCCGAGUACGAGCGCUUGAAGGGCAAAUGGCGGGGGUCCAGCGAGCAAGGAAUGGAGAGGGACAAGGAGGAAUGGCACCGGAUCGACGUCGAUUGUCGCCGAACAGACAGGGAUCAGCCCAUGUUUGCGGUGCCCUCGAAUCUCCGCGGAGAGGAGGAAAAGGAAGGUGGCGGCGCGGGCGACGCACACGGCUCGGAAGCAGAGGAAGGUAGCCAGACCGCGCUGAAUCAGCAUAUUGCCGCCCUUCGCGUCAUCCUAAUGACCUACCACGUCUACUCGCCAGAGCUCGGCUACGUGCAAGGUAUGAGUGACUUGCUCAGCCCAAUCUACGUCGUAUACGAGGGAGACGAGGCGGCCAGCUUUUGGGCGUUCUGUGGGUGGAUGAGGCAGAUGGACGUCAACUUCUUGCGAGACCAAAGCGGGAUGAGGCAAAAGUUGAGCACUCUCCAGCAGCUCAUCAACGUCAUGGACCCGCAACUGUAUCGCAAGCUGGAACGGACGAAUUGCACCUCGAUGUUCAUCUGCUUCCGAUGGCUCCUCAUCGCGUUCAAACGGGAAUUCAAUUUCCCCGAUGUCAUUCGUCUAUGGGACGUUCUGUUCACAACCUACUACUCGGAUUCGUUUGAGCAGUUUGUCGCUCUGGCAGUCUUGCACUCUCAUCGUGAUGUGAUCAUCAGGUAUCUCGUCGAAUUCGACGAGUGCUUGAAGUACUGCAACCAGCUGACGGGAACCAUCGAUCUCGAGUCCACGUUGGCACAAGCAGAAGUCUUAUUCCUCUCGUUCCGUAGCAUGGUGGAAGAGGUUGACCGGAACGAGUUGGUCCGAGCCGGACAAGCUGGGCUGCUGGAACAGGACAACACGCUGAGAAAGCGACGAGGAAGUGUCAGCACGAUCGGAUCGGAGCCGAAGCGAGAUCUGGUCAGCGAUGACCUGAGGGAUCUGCUCGUAGGGUGGAGCAGUCGGACGUGA